AUGGCGAGAUCAAAUAGAAAGACAGCAAAUGAUGAAGCAAAAAAGAAAUUAUCAUUUGCCUAUCAAGGUCUCGAUUCAAUACCUGAUCAAUUAUUACCAUAUGAUAAAUCUAUUAUCGAAUAUCUUGAUCUAACUGAAAAUAAUUUGGAUGAUCUUCGAUUUCUUAUCGAUUUUUCUAAUCUACAAACAUUAAUUGUUGAUAAAAAUCAAAUAAAUUCACAUGUAAAAAUACCUCAUCUAGAUAAAUUACAUACUCUAUGGAUUAAUCAUAAUCAAAUAACAAAUUUAAGUGUAUUUAUAAAAACAUUAGCUACUUAUUGUCCUCAAUUGAAAUAUUUAAGUAUGAUGAAGAAUACAGCGGCACCGAGUUAUUUCAAUGGUGGUUCUCCUAAAGAAUAUGUUGACUAUAGAUACUAUGUGAUCAGUCAGCUGCCAUGUUUGAUCAUGCUUGAUGAUCGACAAGUAUCACUAGAAGAAAGACAAGAAGCUCAACGUAUCUAUACAUCUAUGACACUCGGACGACAAGGAAGAAUUUCAUCAACAAAAAUUCAACAAUUAAAAGGAUAA
This is a messenger RNA of Adineta steineri, 567 nucleotides long. Lineage: Eukaryota; Metazoa; Rotifera; Eurotatoria; Adinetida; Adinetidae. The record is from the annotation of a GenBank genome assembly.